UCCCUGGCCUGUGUUAUAAAGUCAGACUAGAUGAUCACAGUGGCCAUUCCUGACCUUGGAAUCUAUGAACCUGUGAUGGGGGAGCCAUAGAUGCCAGACAGCCUCUGGUACCAUAUGGGAAUGGCCAGUGAGCAAACCCGGGGGUGGCGUAGGCCUGUGUGUGCUGCGUCUAGAGGUCUCUAAUGCGGGUGCCUGGCUCUGGUGCAGGUCUCCUGGAUACCCGUGUGGAGCUGCCCCUCCUGGCCAUCAUUGUUGGAGGAGCCUUGGCACUGGGGACUCUCGUCUGCCUCAACACCCUCAUCAUCUGUGUUGUCUGCAGGAAGGGGAAGAAGGCGUCAGGGCUCUCUGGACCUACGCAACCGCCUCCGAGCGAUUCCAACAACCUGAAGCUGAACAGCGUGCGACUGCCACGAGAGAACAUGUCCCUCCCAUCCAACCUGCAGCUCAAUGACCUCACACAAGAAGCCAAAGCCAGCCGUUGGGACGCAGGAAUCCAGACUGAGCGGAAGGACGAUGCCCUAUCAGAGCCAGAGAACAGCCUGGGCCUUGGUAAUAGAGGUUUCGUCCGGUUCCCAAUGGUUGGGCACAUUUACAAAGUGUCCAGCAUGAGCAGUGAUGAGAUAUGGCUGUGAAUGUGUAGGCAGGACACUCCUGUGGGGGUCCAGGUUCUCCCUCAGUCUCCUGGGAUGAGUCCACUGAUCCAUCGGCACUGCAGACCCAUCCAGGAGCUGCUGUUCUCCCCAGGAUCCCAGACUACAGCAGCCAGCUCAGAACAAGCUCUCUGUGUAACUACCACCAGAGCUCCAGGUGAGAAAAGUGCAACGUCACCAAGUUCCUGUGACUGCAGGUCUUCCACACCAUCCUACCCCAAGCAUCUCUGGGCUCUUCUGCUCUUGCACUUGAGUAGGUUAGCUAGUCUCACCUAAAACAUCAUGGAGUCUGAUUUUUAAGAACUCUCCAGUGUGCUGGGGGGCAGGUGGAGCACCAAGAGUGGGAAUGGCCUGUUCGCCUGUCCAGGAGCAAGAGAAAUUCAUACAUGUAACAGCCACGGUCAUUUCAUCUCCACUCAGCCAUGGGAGCACCCAGCUAUGUCCAUCUCUGAACGGAUCAGGGCUGCGUACUGGAGCUCCUGCGAGGAGUCUGAAACUGCUGGGAGUGGAAGAGGGUGAGGUAAUGUCAGCAUCUUAGGGAAGCAUGUGAGUAGGGGGGAUUGGCAGGAAGCCUGGCUUGCCCAAACUCCAAUCUCAGUCAGUCAAACAUUCCUUCUCGGGCCUGGCCAAGUACCUAAGCCCAGUGGCUCCUGAUCUGCUGCUUGGGGUGGUAGGAAACCCAGAAGAUCAGGCUCUAGGUGUUCCAAGCUAGGCUUCAAAAAUUAGGGACCACCUUAGAAAACGUGGCCUGUCCUGUGUGUGUUGAGGAUCGUAUCAUACAGUGAGAGAUGGAACAGACUUACCUCCCCAUGGGGCUGGGAGGGGAGACGCACUCCAGGAACGGUAUAGUGCUGAAACCCAAAAUAGCAAGCACUGAGGCCAUUAUUUGUGAGCUGUUCUAGUUCUGUGUAUUCACCCUGCUAGGGAAAAGUAAACCUCACCAGUUUGGGAUGAGGGAACACCAAAAGAGUGCAAGUACCCCCUGGUGCUUCUCAGCCUCCAGUUAACGCCAGCCCUAUCUUGGGAGAGCAGUGAUGGGCUGCUUCUGGUUAUCCCAUAAUCAACCUCUUUGUGAGAAAGAACAUGGGGUAGUUUCUGCUUGGAGCCCACAGCUGUCUCCUGGAGAAGAACUAGAAUAAUAAAAGGAAGUUCAUAAUCUUUGAAAAGAACAUUUAGGAGAGAUGUAUCCCUGCUCUGUCUUCAGUUACACUCAUGCAAUUCCCCUGUGGACAAGGGAUAGGUAUGGGUGUGCCUGAGGGUAGUUAUCACUCUAAUUCUUCACCCCUCUGAACCUAGACACUGCAGCGCACACAGGACAUUUCUAUGUGAAAAACCACUGCAGACCCUAACCAUCCAUUGCAAUAACUGCUGUGUAAUUCCUACAGUCCAGAGUUGCUGCAGCACCUGGGCAUUAGGAUGGCUUUGAGGUUUUUUAGCCUUUGCUUUGUUAGUGUCUUGCUUAGGCAACUAUCUCUCUCCAUCAAUGUGCAUCUGGAAAGAGCAAUUCUUUCCUGGGAGACUCCCAUUUUUGGUCCUUCUCUCAUACCAAGAAGAUGGAAUAAGCACAAAUAGAAGUGCUGGUGGAAAUAAAUACAUCUGGCCAUGCAGGCUGACCAGCCUCUGAGUAAUACAUUAAGCUAUGCAUCAAAUUAUCUAGCAGGUGUUAGCUCAGUUAGUUGUUUUAAGAUGCUGCAUUGUUAGCCGAGGCAUGUUUUUAUGUAACUUAGGCACUUUUAAGAAUAAAAUGCUAUAAUCAAAGUGUAAUGCAGAGGUCUUUGUAAAUUGACUAAUGCUCUGCUGAGUUGAGUGCUGCUAUGUCUCUGGCAGGAGUUGAUGGGAUGGAGGGACCUGCUUACCUUGUUGUAGCUGCUUUAAUGAGGGAGCCUUAGGUGGUCCUCACCUCAAGGAUCUCUUUCAGAGCACUGACUCAACAGUGUCUGGAAAUUUCUUCCAACAGCAAUAAACCAAAUAAUUGUC
Molecule: messenger RNA, 2627 nt
Organism: Terrapene triunguis (Three-toed box turtle)
Lineage: Eukaryota; Metazoa; Chordata; Testudines; Emydidae
Gene: TMEM25
Product: transmembrane protein 25
Exons: 5
Coding region: 183-632 (149 amino acids)
Biological process (GO): negative regulation of excitatory postsynaptic potential
Source: RefSeq, a predicted model, not a curated record